Molecule: messenger RNA, 3249 nt
Organism: Penicillium riverlandense
Lineage: Eukaryota; Fungi; Ascomycota; Eurotiomycetes; Eurotiales; Aspergillaceae
Product: putative MFS monosaccharide transporter
Exons: 11
Coding region: 1-3249 (1082 amino acids)
Biological process (GO): carbohydrate transport; transmembrane transport
Cellular component (GO): membrane
Molecular function (GO): carbohydrate:proton symporter activity
Source: RefSeq, a predicted model, not a curated record
AUGUAUCCCGCCAUGAACCCAGGCAAUAUCGAGUCUCACCUGAGUGAAUCGGGCAGUUCAUCUCGCAGAAAACCUCGCGAUGAUGCAGCUACGGGCGCCUCGGCGGCCGGUGUCCGUGCAGUCAGCGCUCAGAUGGUGGCGUUCUAUUUCAGGGCACCUAUCAAGGCCUUUUUUCGCACGCGUGUUGAUUACAUGGCAUUCGCAAGAGCCGUGAACCCGCGUGUCGCCGAAGGCAAAUGGUCAUUGCAUACCACCACACCAGGGUUGCUGCUCCACGCUGUUCGGACCUAUGGCUGGAGCUUUAUCCCCAAUCAAGUCUUGCCCCCCUUGAUGGCAAAUGCCGGGGUCGGCGCCGUUCUCUACACCUCUUAUCUCCAGGUCCUGGGAGCGCUUCAUGAACCCGUGUCCCAAGGAGUCAAGCGAGUCUGGCCUCCGGCCCCUCCAUCUGCCACCUUUGUUGCGGGUUUCUCUGCCGGUGCCAUCCAGUCGGUGGUAGCGGCUCCUCUCGACGCUCUCCAGGUUCGACUGCAGACCAGCGACAUGCUGGAGGGCCAGUAUCGGAGCAUGUGGCACUACGGCCACCAUAAGCUCCAACAGAUCGGUCUCCGUGGGAUCUUUGCGGGCUGGGGUCUCUCGUUCCUGCGUGACUCGUUCGGCUCGGCCGUUUUUUUCUCGGCCUUUGAAUACGUCAAGUCACAAUCGUAUUACUCUUUCGUCACCUGGUACUACGGACGCCUCCACACCGACCGCCUGGACGUCCUUCCCAGCUCUGGCUCCAGCGACCGCGGCGUGCCUCUCAUCAAACCCCACUACGCAUUGGAGCCUUGCUUCCUAAUGAUGGCCGGAGUGGUGGCCUCGGUGGCCCAGCAAGCCAUCCAACAUCCGCUAAGUACGAUCCAGGACCUUCACCUCGGCCGGCUGGAAUAUCUGGACCACCAGGCCAGCCUCGACCCUUCCCGAGCUCAGAUGCUGCGGCUCUACUACCACGCCUACCAGGAAACCCUAAAGCGCUGCCGACGCAAGGCUGCCCGGGCCGGGGGUGGCGGCCGUGGCUGUUCCGCGGCUUUGUGGGCAAUGCCCUCCGCCAGCCCCCCCACCACCGCCAUCAUUCCUCCCUCAGCGUCUUCAUCCCCACGCGGCUCUAUUAUUCCCCUCCGCUCCCUCAACGACUCCCCUUCCCCAGAUCGAUCCAUCAAGGUGCUGGAGUCCGCCAGUGAGAAGGGCAGCCGACGCUCUUCUCAUUCGUCUGCCCGCUCGGACUCGGACUUCUCUAUUUGGUCGGAUACUGGGGACCUUGCUGAGCAGCUGGCCGAAACUGAGGAUCCGCUUCAGAUCCGCCUCCGCAAGUCUGUGGACCGGGAGCUCUUGGGUCGCCGAGGGCGAAGGAAACACUCGAAGCGGGUCCACUAUCCCCCAGACCUCCAAGACGGCGUCGACCUCGAGAAGAUCGAAAUCCCCAACCCCCCUCCGCGCCGUAUUUCCAAGGUCGAGCGUUUCUUAGCCAUCGCCAUGUCCCCAAGCACCCGUCAGAAUGCGCAAACCCAUGGCUUGGUGGGAAAGCCACUGCUCUACUUCACCAGCGUUUUUGUAUCAUUAGGCGUAUUUCUGUUUGGCUAUGACCAGGGGGUGAUGUCGGGCAUCAUUACUGGCUGGUACUUCAAAGACUACUUCGACCAGCCCUCUCGGGCGACCAUUGGGACCGUGGUUGCCAUCUUGGAGGUUGGCGCAUUCAUUGCCUCGCUCUUGGUCGGCCGCAUAGGAGACCUCAUUGGCCGUCGACGGACCAUCCUGUACGGCUCGGCCGUGUUCUUCAUUGGGGGUGCUUUUCAGGCAUUCUCGACCGGGAUGCCCAUGAUGAUGGUGGGACGCAUUAUUGCCGGUCUCGGUGUCGGUGCGCUGUCGACCAUUGUGCCUGUCUACCAGUCUGAAAUUUCGCCGCCCCACAGCCGAGGAAAAUUGGCUUGUAUCGAAUUCACCGGGAAUAUCUCUGGAUACGCGGCCAGUGUCUGGGUCGACUAUUUCUGCAGCUUCAUUGACAACAACUACUCAUGGCGCCUCCCACUAUUGUUCCAGUGCGUGAUGGGUGCACUUUUGGGCGUUGGGAGCCUGAUUAUCUGUGAAUCGCCGAGAUGGCUUUUGGAUAAUGACCAUGACGAGGAGGGCAUGGUGGUAAUCGCCAAUCUGUAUGGUGGAGGCGACUUGCACAAUGACAAAGCCCGCCAGGAGUAUCGUGAGAUCAAAAUGAAUGUGCUCCUGCAGCGUCAGGAGGGCGAGCGCUCAUAUAUGGAUAUGUUCCGUCGGUAUCGCAAGCGCGUCCUGAUCGCCAUGUCCGCGCAGGCUUUGGCGCAGCUCAACGGCAUCAAUGUUAUUUCCUACUAUGCCCCCUUGGUGUUCGAGGCAAGUCGUAGUGCCGGUUGGGCUGGCCGUGAUGCAAUUUUGAUGACCGGGAUUAACGGAUUAACGUACCUAUUGAGUACUGUGCCGCCGUGGUAUCUGGUCGACCGCUGGGGUCGACGGCCAAUUCUCCUCUGGGGCGCCGUGGCCAUGAUCGUCUCGCUAUCGCUGAUCUCGUAUUGGAUUUAUAUCGAUAUUGCCGCCACGCCGACGCUGACAGUCAUCUUUGUAAUGAUCUACAAUGCGGCUUUCGGGGCAUCCUGGGGCCCCAUUCCGUGGCUCUACCCGCCGGAGAUUUUGCCCUUGAGUAUUCGUGCUAAAGGCGCUAGCCUGAGCACCGCCACGAACUGGGCAUUUAACUGGCUCGUGGGAGAGGUAACACCGGUCCUCCAAGCGGCAAUCAAGUGGCGGCUGUAUUUGGUGCAUGCCUUCUUCUGCGCAUGUAGUUUUGUGAUGGUCUACUUUCUCUACCCCGAAACAAGUGGGGUCCGCCUGGAGGAUAUGGACCUCUUGUUUGGAGAUGCAACAACAGCCAUGCCAACCCCCGCCACGGAUGGUGAGCGCGGGUCUCUGAUGGGUGCUGGCUCACCUGUCCCCUCGCUCGAUAUUCGUCGACCGUACGGCCAACUUGGGACCGAGAGCGCCAUCCCAGGGCUCGACAUCGACCCGCCGUCCCUAAGCAACUCCGGCCCCAGCAAAUCUGGACUCUCAGAUUCUCACCAAGGUAGUGCUGGCCGCGGUGAAGGGAUCGGGGGCUGGAUCUCGAACAUGGUUAGCCGACACCGGGGGCCAGGCGGCAAGAUCAGCAGCAGCCAGUACCGGCGCAUUGAGCAGGGAGAGGGCGAUGGGUCGUAA